Messenger RNA from Saccoglossus kowalevskii, 5659 nucleotides. Its product is annotated as agrin. Lineage: Eukaryota; Metazoa; Hemichordata; Enteropneusta; Harrimaniidae. Gene Ontology annotation, biological process: multicellular organism development; cell differentiation; receptor clustering. Gene Ontology annotation, molecular function: calcium ion binding; laminin binding. The record is from RefSeq and is a predicted model, not a curated record. Gene Ontology annotation, cellular component: extracellular region.
AAUCUCUUCCGACCUCGCCACUACGUCCCAAUAUUCGGACAUUUUCUGUAAUCGCGAUCCACGCGUCCGUGCUGACUGCAAUCCAGCGCGUCUGAGAGUGCAUCGAAUAGGUCUCGGCAAAAAACUCUACUACGGAUCGCGUCGUUUAAUACAUACAAAUCUUAAAAUCGGGGUAUCAAAACAUAACCAGUCGCGAUGGGUCAUUGGGUCGAUAUUUUGGUGCUAGCGCUGUGCCUCUUUCCAAUGUCCAGCCUUCAGCAACUUGAAUGUAACGAGAAGCCGAUUGAGCUACGAGAAGAAAUGGCCAACGUGGUACUGACGGGGACUAUAAACAACAUAUACAGGAAGCCGUACACGAAGAUGUACUCGUGCGAAGUCCGGGUGGUAAGAGUAUUCAAAGGCGAUAAUAUGUUGAACGGUAAUAUGAAAAAACAUUCGCCGUUUUCUCCGGCUACGAUCAUGGUCGAUGGAUUUGGAGCGCCGCAGAUCUGCGAAAAUUCUGUACGGAAAGGGGACACGAGAAUUUUACUUUUGGAGAGAGAUCAAGUUGGCAAUCUGAAGCUGAAUUCCAGUGUUGUUCGCAUAACCAUGAAUAAUUUAGACCGCGCCGAAGCUGCUGUGUCAGAUAUACCUUUUGCCACAAGGGAGCCAACCACAGAGGGUCCAUGUGCCAGAAAAUUAUGCAGUUUUGGGGCUAUGUGUCAGGUAGAUGAAAAAGGCCAGGGAAUAUGCAUAUGUCCGGAAGUCUGCACGGACGUCUUUGCACCAGUCUGUGGAAGUGACAGUGUCACGUAUAUAAGCGAGUGUCAUCUUAGAGUAGCAUCAUGUUCACAAAAGAAAAGAAUAACCAUGGAAACGCAAGGGCCUUGUGGGUCUAGUAAUCCAUGUGCCACAAAGGAGUGUAAUUUUGGCGCCGUGUGUAUCGUAUCAACGGAUGGAAAUUCAGCGCGUUGUGUCUGCCCGAGUACGUGUGAUGGGUCAGGUUCACCGGUGUGUGGUGAUGAUGGAAAUGAUUACACUAGUGAGUGUGAACUUCGAAAGAUGACAUGCCAGAAAAAAAUUGAUGUUAAAUUGAAAUUCCGGGGACCUUGUGAUCCAUGUGUCACUUUGGACUGUAAGAAAGGCACAGUGUGUAAACUCGAAGACGACAGACAACCAAAAUGUCGAUGCAAAGAUAAAUGUACUGAAGAAAUUAAACCUGUUUGCGGUAGUAAUGGAGAAACGUACGACAAUGAGUGUCUAUUGCACAGACAAGCUUGUGUCACUGGACGAGAGAUAAGAGUCAUCAGUGAUGCAUGCAGCCCACGUAAUAACCCUUGUACUGAUGUGGAUUGUAAAUUUGGAAGUUGUGAAGUUAAUCAAAAUGGUGAGACCUCAUGUUUGUGCCGAAUUGAGUGUGCCGAUAUCUACGCCCCAGUGUGCGGCAGUAAUGACAUCACAUAUAAUAAUGAAUGUGAAUUGCAAAAGCAAAAGUGUGAACAAAAAGAGGAUAUAACUAAGAAAAAAGACGGUCCAUGUGGUGACAUGACCAGAAAAGCUUGCAAAAAAUUCCAGUGUGAUUAUGGUGCCACAUGUGCAUUAAAUGAGCGUGGUGAGCCAUACUGUGACUGCGAACUUGGUUGUAAUGAUGAAUAUGAUCCAGUCUGCGGUUCAGAUGGCAUGACUUACAGUAAUAUAUGCCAGCUUAAUGUUGCAUCAUGUCAGCAACAAAAAGAAAUUCUGGUCAUUGUGGAGACAGCAUGCAAUGAUUGUGAAAGAAUAGAUUGUCAGUUUGGAUCGAUAUGUGAUGCAAACGGUGCACAGGGUGCAACCUGCGUAUGUCCAAACGGCUGCAUUCAAGUCUAUGCCCCUGUAUGCGGUUCAGACGGUAAUACGUAUAACAACGAGUGUGAACUCAAAGUGCAGACAUGUCAGAUGCAGAAGAUGAUUGAAGUGGUUGCUCAAGGUCCUUGCGAACAAAUUGGUCAAAAUUGUGAAGAUUCCAUGUUUGGUUGCUGUCCGGAUGGUAAAACCCCAGCACAGGGGAUCAACGACGCUGGCUGCCCAAGUUCUUGUGAGUGCAAUGCACUUGGUUCUUAUCAGUUGACCUGUAACCCACAGACCAUGCAGUGUUCAUGCAAACCUGGUGUUGGGGGACUCCGGUGCGACCGUUGCGAGCCAGGAUACUGGGACUUCCGAGGGAUACAGAGUGGCAACAGUGGAUGUAGACCAUGUUCGUGUUCACGUGGUGGGUCUGUCCGAGAUGAUUGUGAGCAGAUGACUGGUCGAUGCGUCUGUAAGGAUAACGUCAUGGGCAUGAAAUGUGACUUGUGUCCAUCUGGGCAGCUUAUGGGUCCAAUUGGAUGUAGAGAUGUGGAUGAGCCCACCAAAGAAACUGGCACAGCUUGCCAUGAAUUGGUAUGCAGUUAUGGAGCUAUAUGUGAGAUUAUGGCUGACGGUACGGCCCAGUGUAGUUGUCCCUCGUUGUGUCCUGCCAUCUACACUCCUGUGUGCGGCACCGAUGGUCAGACGUAUGGUAACGAGUGUCAGAUGUUGAUAUUUGCUUGUAGAUUGCAGCAGAACAUACAGGUGGUUAAUACAGGACCUUGUGAAACUACCUUGGUGACCCCGACAGUACCCAUUGGUGGUUGUGUGAUGUCUCGUUUUGGUUGUUGCCCCGAUGGUGUCUCAGUAGCCCGUGGACUUGAUAAUGAAGGUUGUCCAGAUGGUUCGUUAGCUUGUCAUAGUGUUCCUUGUCAGCAUGGAGGUACAUGCCUCAAUAUUGAUGCUGCACCAGGCUACACCUGCCAGUGUCCAGCUGGAAAAGGGGGUCCGGUUUGUGCUGAUGAUGUUGUUUUUUAUUUGCCGUCGUUUGCCGGUAGCUCGUACUUGGCGUUUGGCAAAAUGAAAGGAUUUUUUAGUGUUGAUAUUCAAAUGGAAUUCCGGACUCUUACUAAUGAUGGUUUAUUGCUGUUUAAUGGUCAAAAAGAAGAUGGGAAGGGGGAUUUUGUUUCGGUUGCGAUUAGAGGAGGAUUUGUUGAAUUCAGGUAUGACCUUGGCUCAGGCACUGCAACAUUGAAGAGUAUGGUUAAAUUACAGAUGAAUCAGUGGCAUCGUGUACGUGCAUCCCGUAAUAAACGAGACGGUGAACUGAGCGUUGAUGAUGAGCCAGAUGUGACUGGGGUCAGUGCGCCUCGACUGAGUGGUCUGAAUGUGGAGCAAGAUCUCUUCAUCGGUAGUGUUCCUGACGCUCAAGAAGAGGUGUUUGGCCGCGUUGGUGUCAGCGGUGGAUUCAUCGGGUGUUUGAAAUCUUUACGUAUAAAUGGCAUCCGUUAUGAUUUAGAGUUUCCAGGUCCUGAUGUUUUGUAUGGUAAGCAUGUUGGUGAAUGUGGAGAGAACCCGUGUACUGCUCAUCCGUGCAAGAAUGGUGCCGAGUGUAUAGCGCUUGAUGCAGAAAUGUACAAAUGUAUCUGUGUUGAUCCGUAUACAGGUCCUGUGUGCGGUGAUACGUUGGUAGAUCCUUGUGAUGGUAACAUGUGUGCAGAGGGGUCAACAUGUAAAGGUCUGACUGAUGGCGGGUACAUGUGUCAAUGUCCACUUGGAUUUGAAGGCGACAUGUGUCAAGAUGAAAUUCUUGUUGAAGGGCCAUUUAUUCCAGCAUUCCAUGGUAAUUCUUUCAUUGAGAGACCAGGGCUUAAUGGUCAAUACGGACAGCGCAUCGAAAUCAUGACAACAUUCCUGACUAAGUCACCUAAUGGUAUGAUAUUCUACAAUGGUCAGCUGACAAACGGCAAGGGAGAUUUCAUCGCACUCAAUUUGGUGAACGGAUUUCUAGAAUUUCGAUAUGACCUUGGGUCAGGAGCCGCUGAAAUCAGGAGUGAAGAUCGGGUAACUUUAGAUGAGUGGCAUCAAGUAAAGGUUAUGAGGGACGGCAGAGAUGGCGAAAUGGUCAUUGAUGAUCUACCACCAGUCACUGGACAUUCACAGGGCCGUCUGGGGCAACUAAAUCUCAAGGAGAAUUUGUUCCUGGGUGGUACUGACGAUUACAGUAAGUUUUCCAGAAAAGCCGGAAUCACCAAUGGGCUAGUCGGAGCUAUACAAAAGAUGAGCGUACAGUUUGAAGUCGGGGAAGAAAAAAUCGUUGAUCUCACUGGUGGUGCUAUUCGUGGUGUUGAGAUUACAAACUACAAUGAGCAUGCAUGCACCAACAAUCCCUGUCAAAACGACGGCAUAUGCAUGCCUAAAGGGGACUCAUUUGAGUGUAUGUGCAAGAUGGGAUACCUUGGAGACACCUGUGAACAAAUGGAGAUAGUCAUGACAGAGCCGCCGAUAAAUAUUGAUGGACCAGUCAACUUUGACGGUAACUCCUUCUACAGUUAUAUGAAUAUGAUUAACACAGAACAAAGAGCUCAACGCUCUAACGAUUUUGAGCUAACAUUUCGCACAUCUGAAGCCAACGGUUUAUUGCUAUGGAAUGGCGUUGCUGAAGGCAAGAUGGGUGAUUUCAUUUCUGUUGCUGUCACGGAUGGUUUAGUACAGUUUGCUUUCAACUUGGGGUCUGGUGCCAUUACAAUUACAUCUGAACAGAUAGUGAACGAUAAUGAAUGGCAUACAGUCAGCGCCACAAGAUCACUUCGAGAGGGGUCGCUACAAGUAGAUGGCGAGGACCCAGUGACAUUGCAGGCAAAACGUGGCACUACCCAGCUGGAUAUUAGUGGAACAUUAUGGAUCGGCGGAUACAAUGACCCCCAAGAGGGCUUGACUGGUGGAUUCAUCACCAACUUUGAGGGGUGUAUAAAAGAUGUUCGGAUUGCAGGAAAUAGUCUUCAUUUAGUUCACAAUGCAAAAGACAGACAACCAGAUUCCUUCUGUCCGGACCAAUAGCUCUAUUAGGCAGUGUCAGUCAGUCUUCAUUAAACCCUUGUAUAUUAAACAUACAUACUUGUCAAUUAUCUGACAAGAAGCAGAAAAUGCUGAAAAAAAAUGUAUAGUAUUAUUUUUUUUAAACUCAACCUUUUUCAAAAACAAAUCCUGGGAAACCAAUACUCAAGCUUCUUCUAUUGGUGUGUCACGAUAUGGUAAUAUAUGCAUUAUGAUUGGUGGAUAUUUAACAAACUUAAUUCUGAUUGGUUCAUGACCAGGUGUACUUUGAUUUUAUUGGUUUGCCUGGUGCUCACUAUUCAAUAACCCAGGUGAAUCAUACCUUGCAAUAUAUUGUCUUGCACUUGACAAAACUCUAAUGGUGAGUGCCAUGGCUUUUUUUUUUAAAGAUUCAGUGUUUUCUACUUCACUGUAUGUUUUAUCAUAUUUACACAGAAUUUUAGUUGAAAUACUACCUUCCUUACUGUAACAAAUAAAACUGGUAAACCUCAAAUAUUAAAAAAAUACUUUUAUUAUUCUAUUGUAUAUUGUACCAUGUCAGGUUGUAAGUUAUUCAUUCCCAUUUUGAGUUGAUAGUAAUUUGCUGCUUCAAUAAAAGGCAGAUGAUGCCAUAUAUGGAAACUCAUUUGCAUAUAACAGUUCAUUCUAUUUCCAGUCUGUUUUUAAAUUAUUCAUCUCCAUUCAGAACUAAUAGUAUUUUGCUGUUCCAAAAAAACAGACCAUUCAUCUUUCAGUUUUGAUAAUAGAUGCAAAAUAUUUCAAUUUUUUUUAUAAGUCAGUGUUUAUUGUUCAUAUCUCC